Fusarium oxysporum Fo47 is the source of this 2364-nucleotide messenger RNA. RefSeq lists its product as uncharacterized. Gene Ontology annotation, biological process: regulation of DNA-templated transcription. NCBI's taxonomy places the organism in Eukaryota, Fungi, Ascomycota, Sordariomycetes, Hypocreales, Nectriaceae. Bases 1 to 2364 code for a protein of 787 amino acids. The record is from RefSeq and is a predicted model, not a curated record. The transcript is spliced from 4 exons. Gene Ontology annotation, molecular function: zinc ion binding; DNA-binding transcription factor activity, RNA polymerase II-specific.
AUGGAUCAAGGAGGCGCACGUGCUAUCGAGCCGGUUGGGUUAGUUACCCCUCGGCGACUCUUGCGCAAGGGCACUCAUAGCUGCGUAGAAUGCAAGAGACGAAAAGCACGAUGCUUCUUCGACCAUCCCUCCGCUACCACCUGCGUAGGAUGUCAACGUCGAGGCUCUCAUUGCGUUGGCCAGGAGUUCGUUGACAUUGCUGUGCCUAAACCUGAGGAAGAUCCGAGAACCUUGGAGAGUCUAAAGAGGAUAGAGCAGAUGCUUGAGAGGCUCACUGUCAAGGUUUUCACGGAUAGUCCCGGGACACAGCAUGACACGUCACAGAGCCAGUUCUUUGUUCCCCAGCCAUUGGCGGAAUGCCCGAUUACGAGAGAUGAGUGGCAGGACGCUCGUGUCAAUGUGCGCCGUGUCCCUGUCCCUGGGGUAGUCACUGACACCGCACUGGUAACAUCGGACAACACUAUCGCGGCACCAGUUGUCCCAAUUCAAACAGGCUCGGGCAGUCCUGUAGAAGACGCGACUAAAUCAAGUGAUUUUAUCCUGCCCGAAUUUGCGGAUACGUGUCGAACUCUCCACGCUGCUUUGCCAUCUCAACAAGAUGCCAAUGUCCUCUUUGGGGCUGGCAGAGCCGCCAUCUAUCUGCAAUUACUCUGUAAUCCUUACAGCCAGUUGUUUGAUCAAGGGGAUUGGCUACCACCUAGCAUCCUAUCUAUCCUCCCUCCAAUCACCGCCCACCCGGUACUUCUUGCACGAAAAUUCUUGCAACUCUGUCUUUGCAUACAGCAACUGGAUCCUUCGUUCAACCAAGGUUCUCUUCACCUGGGAGUUGGUGCUAACGAAGCCAUGCGGAGAUAUUACUAUUUGGCGUCGAGCAUGGUGACUUGCCAUGACCAGCUUCUGGAUUCUCUUGAAGGGCUCGAGUGUCUCAUAUUUGAAGGGGCCUAUCUCAUCAACUGCGGGAACCUCCGUCGGGCGCUAAUAUCCCUCCGACGUGCCUCAACUCUGGCUCAGUUCAUGGGACUGCAUCGCAAAGCCCGCCAUGGCGCACUGAAGCAACAUGAUCCAGCGACUCGUGUCUCAGGCGACGUGGCCUGGGCACAUAUCGCGUACCUGGAGCGCUACUUAUCUCUUCUUCUCGACAUGUCGACUUCCAUCACAAAUGCUAAAUUCUCAUCCGAGGAGAAGACGGCCGGCCAAACCGAUGCAGAAUGGCUGGAAAAUGUGCAGAUUGAUAUAUGUGAACAAAUCGUCAACAGAAACCAGCGUGGUGACUAUAAUCUCGCAGACACCCAGAGGAUCGACAACCUAAUGAACAAGAUUGCGAACAGCAUACCAAGCAACUGGUGGGCUCCAAUGAAUAUCCGCCCAGAUAUGAGCGGUGACGACGUAAUGUCGCUAGUUGUAAACGCGCAGAUGCAAAUCGUUCACUACAAUCUGCUCACGGUUUUGCACUUGCCGUACCCUCUUCGUAAAAAGGACCCCGAUCAUCGGUACGACUACAACAAAACAGUUUGCACAUAUGCGAGCCGCCAGGUUCUGAGCAGGUAUAUCCUUUUCCGGUCCAUCGUCAGGAUCGUCUUCUGUUGUCGUAUCGUCGACUUUUGUGCCUUGACGGCCUCUCUGACCCUUUUACUCGCCCAUCUCAGUGGCCAGAGCCAGGAUUCCACAUGGCUGCUUACGCAUCAACGCCUAGAGGACCGGGCGCUGAUAGAUAAGACGAUAGAUACCUUGGAGGAGCUUAAUCGGUUGAACAACGAUGAGUUGACAAGGGAGACUGCCAAGCUGGCAAGGAAAUUACUCGCCCUCGAAGCGGAUUCUGCCGAGAGUGGUGAUACUUACAGCUGCGGCAUUGUGAAAGAAACCCAAGACGGCAAUGAUGUAGGGCAAGGGAAGCGUUCUUUUUACCUUGCGAUUCCAUAUUUUGGAAACGUCAGGUUGGCGCCUGAUGUCUCUCCUACACGAUGGCCCGAUCCGUCUCCAAGCACAACUCAAACAGAUUACUCAUACACGACUUUGCCAUCAGCUAUAACUACCAGGCUUGCUUCUUCUGCGUCCUUCGAGCAAACUUCAAUGUCAUCGCACAUCGCCUCAUCACAAUCAAGUGAUAUAGUGCUUCAGCCAACGCAGCAGCAUCUACAGCGUCUGCUCAUCAGCGACGAGGGACAUAUAUCGCCAAUCUGUACCCUUACAACGGCCCAUCAGAAUCAAGAGCUGGAAACCUUUGAUCUACCCAUGCCUGAUGUUAUGGCGGACGCAGCUUAUUGGGCAUUCCAGGGAGUUGAUGCCGCUUUCUUCAAUAGUCUAAUCAAUGGUCAAGUAGCAGAUUCGGACGCUUGGAAUAGCAGCUGGUGUGAGAAUGUAUAG